This is a messenger RNA of Mesorhabditis belari, 372 nucleotides long. Lineage: Eukaryota; Metazoa; Nematoda; Chromadorea; Rhabditida; Rhabditidae. The record is from the annotation of a GenBank genome assembly.
AUGGUCGAAUACAUAUUUGUCGUCUUGGCUUUCCUCGACGUCUGCACUGAUGCCAAUUUUCUCCAUAUUCCACAUUGCGUCGAUUCCACUGUCGAGCUUGUGGUCUUCAGGUGUCUUUUCAACUUUCUGUAUGUAAACACUUGCAACACGGGGAAUCCGUGCAAGAAUGGUGCCGCGUGUGUGAUGCUUUACAGUGGGAAACAGGUCUACUGUAAUUGCACAGCCGGCUGGCAAGGGGCCAAUUGUGAUGUGGCAACGUUGACUCCAAACGACAAAUACAUGAAUUGCACAAAAAUCGACUGGUCAAAGGAAAGCUCAAGUUCGAACAAUUGCACGAAAGUGACGAACAGCAACUAUCCAUCGCUUUCAUUG